Nomia melanderi (Alkali bee) is the source of this 3028-nucleotide messenger RNA. NCBI's taxonomy places the organism in Eukaryota, Metazoa, Arthropoda, Insecta, Hymenoptera, Halictidae. The record is from RefSeq and is a predicted model, not a curated record.
CGGGGGGAUUCCCUGUGAUGCACCGUAUCGGUCAAUAAAUAGCGACGCCAGCCGCGCGUUACUUCCCUGUAGAAAUCCCGGAUUCAAUCCGUAAUCUGUUUCAUUGUUCCCGCGAGACUGCCAGUCGAACGAUCUUCUUCGCUCUGGAACGAAAGGAGCCGCAGACGCCGCGAUCGUGCUCGGUGCACCGGUUAACCGUGAUCCAACGAUCUAUCCGUUAGAAUUCGAAAGUUCUGCUAGUGCGUUCUGAACAUUUUCGUAAAUCGAAAUGACCGAGUUGACGAGAUACACUUUGAAGGAUGUGGCGAAAAAGGAUGGGAGAGACGGAGCUGAGACGUGGCUCGUGAUCCACGAUAUGGUGUACGACGUGACCAAAUACAAAGCUGAGCAUCCAGGUGGUCCGGAAUUGCUCGAUGAGUACGCUGGCCAAGACGCGACAUCCGGUUUCGAGGACUUUGGCCAUUCUUCGGAGGCGAAACACAUGCUGAAGGACUUCCUCAUUGGAGAAUUAGUAGAAGAAGACAAAAGGGGAAACAGGAAGAAAAAUGGUAACGCAAACGCGAAGACCAGAAGGAGGUUUCUAUCAAUAUUAUGCGGAAACUGUGCAUCGUGACAUGACGAAGCAAUCGAACAUCGUAACGUUAAGUUGUAUUAAUUUAUUUGAUUUUUGUUCGCGUUUUUCCUCCUUUUUGUACCGCUAUGUUUAGAUACACAUCUAGUUACAAUAUAUGAAAUAAGAGUAGAAUAAGAAUACACUGUAGCAUGUAAUAUAUUUUGUUAAAAAAAAGCAGGUGAUCGACCUUAAAGUUUAAAGUAAUUUCUAUUCGAGUAUGGCGGUCGUGAAUGGGAGAAUGGUAGUUCGCGAUGCGUUGGCAGCGUGCUAAGUGUACGCACGAUUUGUAAUGAUCGACGUGGAUCGAUAUGGGUGAUCUGGAGUCUUGGACCUUUAACCCUUCGUCAGCGGUGACUCGGUCUACUUUGACCUAGAUUUUCAAAAACUUCUUUUAAUUUCUUACUUUUUCUAUUGCUAGGAUAAUUUCGAGUGAAAUGGCCUAAUCUCAUUUAGAUGAUGAAAUAUCUGUAUUUUCAAUUGUGAAUAGUAUCUUAGUAUCUUAGUAUUUUAGUAUCUUAAUAUUUUAUUAUCUUAGUAUCUUACUAUCUUUCCGAGAGGUCCAUUGAACUAUUUUUCUUAUAUAUAUUUACUGUCACAAAUAUAUUUCCUUUGUAUUAAUCAUAUUUAUGACGUAACAGUUUUUGUUUAAAGUCGGUCAUCUCACUCCAACUUACCCUAAUUGCGUUUGCUAGUGGAUCACAUUAGGUCUAGUAAUGAGAUUAACAUGUCUCGUAGAACUUUAACGCCAGGUUCACGGACAUUUAUUGAACAGCUUAUUCGAUUGUUCGUAGAAAAAUUUCGCUCAAAAUCAACAUAAACGUGUACCAAAUAAUGUUUACAAAAUUCAAUGUAAUAAUUUAAAUUGACGUGGUCCGUAAAUCUAGCGUUAAUAAUUUCAGGCAAGAUCGUUUAUAAAAUCAUCAAAAACAUCUGAGAGUUAAAAGUGCAACGACGUAAUCAUCGCUUUUCAUCGAUAAUUACCAUGAAAUAUUUGUUCUAUCGGCUUCUUUGACUUGUACUUAUUUCAUCUCGAAUUUCCUUCUGUCGUUUCGCAACGCUUUGUACCGUCAACCGGAGCAAUUGCAAGCGAAUCGCAGAACUCCGUUCAGUUGCAACUUUUGCCACGUAGUCUGCGGACAUCCACGCAAGGAAAAGUAUUUUAAAAAAGAUUAUACAGUACAAAGUUUAAUGACAUUGCAAACGUAAUUCGUCGGAAUCGUUGUUUCAUGAAACAUAUUUAAAAGUCUCUUAUCUCCGGUUGAUAAUAGCGCGGAUGAACUGCUAAAGAAUCGCGGUUUAAUCUAGAUCUGGGAUCAACAUUGCGAGACGUGCGCGUCUAAUCUGAGAUCGGAAUGACCGUAAUCGAUUUCGAAUUAACGUUAUCACUCCAUGUUCCGAGAAAUAGAUGUCGACGAAAAUAAACAACGCCCAAUAUUUACUCAAUGUUGACAUUAGAAGCAUCGAAUUUCAUUUGAAUAAUAAAGAAAUAGAUUCAAUAUUAACUGAUACAUUAAUCGAUCGAUAUAUUAGAAACUAAUUUUCCGUUCUUGUAUCCACUUUUCUAAAUUUCUUAUGAAUCCCCGACAUUGACGUCAAUCUCAGAUUCUCAAGAAACCAAUCGGCCAAUCUAGAUAACGAUAGAGACGCAGAUUCAGAUCCACCCGCCCAUUAUCUGGCCGGUGGCUUUCGAUUUUCCUCUGAGUUUCGUGGUGGCGACCGGUACAUUUUCUUCUUGCGAUUUCGGUUCUUUCUUCUUUUUCUCUUCUUCUUUCUUCUUCUUCUCUUCUUCCUCUUUCUUCUUCUUCUCCUCCUCUUCCUUCUUCUUCUUCUCCUCGUCGUCCUCUUGCUUCUUGUCGCCGCCAUCUUUCUUCUUGUCGUCGCCAUCUUUUUUCUGGCUAGUGUCCGGCGGCUUCUUCGCGGCCGUAGCUUUACCCUGCGGCGAUUUCGUCGCGUCGUCUUCCCUUGGGUCCUCAGGGAUCGGCGACGGAGCUCUAAAAUCCGAUUUACUAUCCGUUGGCGACGGAGUCUUGUCCGCUGCCUUGUCUUUGUCUAUGCUGCUCACGCUCAGAGACUUCAGCACGCUUUUCCUCAACGCUGGGCCCAUCAAACGAGGCGGGUCCGCUCCUCCAACCCGAAUGCUCACCCUAGGAGCGCUGCCCGAACCUUCGCCGCCACCUUCCUUUUGCGCCUCUUCUGAAGUUAAUACAGUCAUUUCAAUUCUUUUAAACCUUUGCAGCCGAACGUUCGUUCGCUGUAUGGGUUCAUCGUUUUCUAAUGAAAUAUCGGUGAGAUCUUCGAAAGGGAUUCUUAACCAGUUAACUGUGUUCGACGAGUACACACGUCAUCGUAAAGCUUGACACGAUACUAAUUCUUUCACCGAUGAAUUCUUUAUUUUUCUACAUAAACAUGUAAUUC